Messenger RNA from Cololabis saira (Pacific saury), 5339 nucleotides. It is a transcript of the gene ssh2b, whose product is annotated as slingshot protein phosphatase 2b. The record is from RefSeq and is a predicted model, not a curated record. Lineage: Eukaryota; Metazoa; Chordata; Actinopteri; Beloniformes; Belonidae. Gene Ontology annotation, molecular function: protein tyrosine/serine/threonine phosphatase activity; actin binding. The transcript is spliced from 14 exons. Gene Ontology annotation, biological process: negative regulation of actin filament polymerization; protein dephosphorylation; actin cytoskeleton organization. Gene Ontology annotation, cellular component: cytoplasm. Bases 165 to 3872 code for a protein of 1235 amino acids.
UAUACCAAGCCUUAUCUCGUUACACCGCGGCCACGGCCACCUGUCUCUUAUGCGGCAAGGCUUUCCACCGCUCGUCUGGAAUUUGAGCAGUUUCCGGCUCCCACAGCGACCCCCGUGUGAGUCGAGCCCGCCGCGGGACGCGCCUUCCCCGGCUCCCCGCCGCGAUGCCCCCCGGUGUGGUGACCGCCCCUCGCAGCUCGUCCUGCGGCUGCUUCUGCGCCCGCUGCGGCGGCAAAGGCACGCCGUAUUUCACCGAGAACUCCGUCCUCUCUCAAGGAAAAAUUUAUCAGCUCAUCAGUGAAAGCUUCUUGACGGUUAAAGGAGCUGCUCUCUUCUUACCUCGAGGAAAUGGCUCCUCCCCCUCCUCCGCCCCUCGCCUCCCCCAGCUGCGGAGUAAACAUGCAGGAGACAUCCAGCAGCACCUGCAAACGAUGUUCACCGUCCUCAGACCAGAGGACAACAUUAAGCUGGCGGUUCGUUUGGAGAGUUCCCAUGCUCAGAUGACCCGCUACAUGGUGGUGGUCUCAACCAACGGUCGACAGGACACGGAGGAGAGUGUGGUUCUGGGGAUGGACUUUAGUCCGGUGGACGGCUCAUGUUCUGUGGGGCUGGUUUUGCCUUUAUGGAGCGACACCUUAAUCCACCUGGAUGGAGACGGGGGAUUCAGUGUAUCUACUGAUAGCAGAGUUCUUGUAUUCAAGCCUGUUUCUGUGCAAGCCAUGUGGUCAGCCCUGCAGUCGCUCCACAAAGCUUGUGAAGUCGCUCGGUGCCACAACUACUUCCCGGGCAGCUUGUUCCUCACCUGGGUCAGCUACUACCAGAGCCGCGUGUGCUCCGACCAGACCCGCAUCAAUGAGUGGAACACCAUGCAGGAUGUGCAGUCCCAUCGCGCCGACUCUCCCGUGCUCUUCUCUGAUGCACCCACAGAAAGAGAGCUGACGGAGCGACAGAUCAAAACCAGGCUGAGGGAAAUCAUGAUGCAGAAAGAUCUGGAGAAUGUCACCUGCAAAGAAAUCCGAACAGAGCUGGAAAUGCACAUGACAUGCAACCUGCGAGAGUUCAAGGAGUUCAUUGACAAUGAGAUGAUUGUUAUUCUGGGCCAGAUGGACAGCCCGACGGAGAUUUUCGAUCACGUCUUCUUGGGAUCUGAAUGGAAUGCAUCCAAUUUGGAGGAGUUGCAAAAGAGCGGAGUUCAGUACAUCCUGAAUGUAACAAGAGAAAUCGAUAACUUCUUUCCCGGUGUGUUUGAGUACCACAACAUCCGUGUUUACGACGAGGAGGCCACCGACCUGCUUGCCUAUUGGAACGACACCUAUAAGUUCAUAUCAAGAGCAAAGAAAUCUGGGUCCAAGUGCCUGGUGCAUUGUAAAAUGGGGAUAAGUCGCUCUGCAGCCACAGUAAUCGCGUACGCCAUGAAGGAGUACGGCUGGGAUCUGAAAAAAGCCCUUGAUUACGUCAAGCAGCGCCGGACUGUGGCCAAACCCAACCCUUCUUUCAUGAGGCAGCUGGAGGAAUAUCAGGGCAUACUGAAUGCCAGCAAGCAGAGGCACAACAAACUGUGGCGUUCUCACUCUGACAGCGACCUGUCCGACCAUCACGAGCCCCUGUCCAAGUCCUACGCCCAGCCCCACAGCCUGGGUCGCUCGGACCCCCACAACCAGCCCAGCGGGCCCGGCCCGUCUGUGACGGAGCUGCUGAGCUCGCUGGGUUCUCUGUCCGGCCCCGGCACCGGCACCUCCGUGGGCCAGCGGGACGCCGGCGCCCGCUCCGCUCAGCGGGGCUCGUCCUCCUCUGAAGACGGGGCCGCGUCGUCCAGUGAUGCCCGAGCCCGAAGCCUCGACGGUCCCUGUCAUUCUGCCGUGGCCCCGAGCAGCCAGCUGGACCCCCCCUGCCCCGACUCCAAAGCCGGCUCCACGCCCUCACCCCCCUCGCUCUCCAACGGCCUGUGUGACUCUGAGGAGCCGCCCUCGUCCCCCCGCCUCUCCCAGCCCGGCGCCGACACCGCCUCCAUGCCCGAGCCCGAGAAGACGGAUGCGGCGACUGUAGCACAAAAUGUCUCGAACCCCCCCGACCCGCCACCGGCCGUUUCCAGCCUCCCCCUCUCUCUUCCGCCCUCCACCGCUCCGGAAAGCGAAGCAAUCAAACCACCGGUGUCGUCCUGCUCUUUGCCUGCGCUCAAACCGGUGUUGGUGUCGGUGCCUGCGCCCACGACGACGCAGACGACGAGCACACAAGAAGCUGGACCCCCCAGUCUGUCGGCCCCCCCGUUGAUCCGGAAAACUGACAGUGACCAGCAGAUAAGCAGCUCGUCUGCGGAUGGCUUGGGCGUCCAUCCCCCCACUCAAGAGUUCAUCAGCAGUUCCAGUGCCAUUCCUCAAGACAACGUGCUGUUAUUCGGUCACAGUGCAGAUCACAUCAACUUUUUCAGCGCGAGAGAAAAAUUCAAGGGAAUGAGUAAAGAUUGUAAAGCUCAAGGCGCUGCAGUGCAGCCGCCGGCCCCGCUGAAGAGUUGUGGCAAAGAACAUCAGCGCCUGUCCCAGGAGGUCUCUGUUUGUGAGGGGAAGGAGGAGGAGAAAGGAAAGGAAAUGCAUGUUCCUGUGCAGGUCACGGGAGGGAAGCCCGGAGAGACUCAAAGCCCAUCUGAGCCUCAAGGCUCCCCAGAUCAGGAAGUGACAAAGAUGAGGGAGGAAGCGGAGGGGAGAGAUGUUCUCUCACUCCAGGAAGCUGAGGAUGGAAAAGAGGAAGUGAAAAAUAAAGAGGACGAGGAAGCAGCCCCUGCUCGUCUCUACAGCGACUGGACGAGGGGGUCCGUGCGACGCGUCACUCAGCAGCUGGAGCAAAGGAUGAAGAAGGAGCACGACGCUCCCUCUCCCUCAUCUUCUCCGCCGUCCCUCUCCGGGGGCGCCGCCUACUCUCAGCGCCGUCCACACAGCAUCCAUUCUACAACGGCUUCUUCGCUCCAGGAUGCAGCAGCGCUCCCCGCGGCGUCGGCCGUUAGCACUUCGCAGGGGAAGCAGGGCCCAGUUAAACGGGGGGACGAUCCUGUAGUUGAAAUGGAAGUCCAAGGAAAUGACAAAAGCACAAAAGGACACAAAGUCCAGCUGUCUGACUGUAGAUUACCGUCUACCUCUCCCUCUUUCUACUCCUCCGCCAAGUCCCCCUUUGCAUCCGUGAGCUUCCUGUGUCUGGAAGGAGUGACGGAGUUGGAGUCGGUCACCGACUGGGGCUGUUUCACGGAGGGAUUCCACCGCGACGUCAUCAUGAGGGAGACGUGGGAGACUCUGCGAGAGCUGGGCGCCUUCCUGCAGCAAGUGAGCAUGAGUGGAACCGGCAAGACCAGGCGUGCGGGCCGGGCUUUGGGAACCGCUCCCAAACAAGGCAACGGCGUCCAAACGAGGGUCAGGGAGGUGGAAGCCAGGAUCCGCCAGGCGGGCCUGACCCCUCCGUCUCUGAUGAAGCGCUCGGCUUCGCUGGCCAAACUGGGCUGCCUGGAGUUGCUGGCCAACGAUCUGGCCAACGAGUGGGAGCUGAGCCGCUGCGCCGUGGCUCCGCCCUCAGCACGAGCCCCGGUCCACGCCGUCAGCGACGACUCCAAGAAGCAGCGGGUGCACAACUCUCCCUGCACGGGGGACGAGGAGCCCGAAGCUAACGAGAUGACGACAAAGAGGACGUCCGAAGCUGGAGAGACCUCACCCGAAGUUUCUCUAUCCUCCAAUCAGAAUCCACAGAGCGGGGGGCUCUCAGACACGGGCCAAGACUCUUGGCAUUCACCCGGGCCGACACUUCUGACCACGAGGCAGCAAUACGGAAGGACUCACCCUCUGAGGCGGCUGAAAAAAAGAACCAUUAGCACCCUUUACCACACCAUGUAACCCUCAGUGUGUGUCUGUGUGUGUAUAUGUAAGAAAAGGAGGGGAUCGUGUUAGAGAUGUGCAUAUGAGUGCAGACUAGGAUCUAUUCAGCAGAACAAGCCAAUGCCUCUUGCCUUAAAGGAUGUGUUUAGUAGUUUCUGUAUAUUUUUCCCUACAGAUCCUCCACAGCCUGUGUGAGAUAUAUCAGCCUUAGAGUGAAACCAGUGGCGAGGCUAUGAAGGUUCCAGAGGAUUUAAAACGGAGUCAACUUUAGAGGAACUGAAGAAAUCAUUGAAAUGCAUCAAAAACAAUCAUCCGUGUGUAACGUGUUUUGAAUGUGGACGUGACUGAGCCCACACAUACAUACUGUGUACAUGAUUGCUGGUUUCAUCUUGAGCACUCUGAAACUUACUUGAUCACAGUCGGUCGACUGAGCAGUCCAUCCUGAAGCUGGGUAGAAUGUAACCUUUGUUUUCAUGAGUCUCCACUGAGAGUUGAGAGUUAUACUUGAGAGGGGGGAAAGGUGCAGAAGAUCCUGCGGUGCAGUCUGACUGCUGAACACGUUCACUCCCAAUCGCGUCUCGACAGACUCGUAUAAAUUGUCAGAUUUGGUUAAGAUGACUUGAAUUUGGAGACCUGCCUUAUAUCAGAAAUGUUGUCAAAGCGGAUUAUCAGCACACACGAACUCAGGUUAACGUGCACGGACAUCGCAGAGCUGGGUUUUCCUGCGGGGGAAGGUCGUGUCCAGAGCUGGGGAUGUCAGCAGCGGCGGGUAACAGUUGUACACUGGUUUUGGAACAAGAUUGGAAGAGUGGAGGUCAUGUUUAUCCUUUUAUUUUGAUGACUCAAUACCUCAACCAGAUCUGAGCUUCACAAACGUCAGGUGAGCAUCGUCCUCAGCCCGAAGUCCUUUUGAACUUCACCACUUGAUGAACUGGAAUAAACUUGUUUCGUUCACGUCCUCGCAGUGCUGGUGUAUGUAAUGGUAAAGGGAGGAGACUCCUUUCAAAGUCAGAGUGUACAUUUAGUCGGUUUUCUGCUGUGUCCUCAUUGGGAUGUAAAGGUCUAUAUAGUGAGUGUUGAUAUUUCCUGAACUAAAUGUUUUUUUUUUGUUUGAUCAGAUCCCGUUUGUGUCGGUGAGUGUGACUGUAGCAGAACUUUACCAUCUGGGCGUGAACAUGUUUUUGUAAUUGAUUUCUUUUGUACAGAUGUUAGGAGUGUGCUUGUGACUGGCAAGUGAAGCGUCUGCGAUCAGAAACGUCUGUACAGGGACGUCUGUCAUACACGCACUUUACUCCCUCUUUGAUUUGAAACGUGGCUUUCGUUGAAAUGUGUUUGCUACUUUUGGAGGAGCAUGCUUAGGUCGUCGCAGGUGUUGGGUAUGUCUGUGCUUUUUUUUUUAAUUUCCUUUCAUUUUAAACUAUCAGUGUAAAUAUUUUUAUAUCAUGUGGUUCAACUGUGACCAUUAAAUAACGGAUAUUAUUAAGA